Aspergillus aculeatinus CBS 121060 is the source of this 398-nucleotide messenger RNA. RefSeq lists its product as uncharacterized. Lineage: Eukaryota; Fungi; Ascomycota; Eurotiomycetes; Eurotiales; Aspergillaceae. The transcript has a single exon. Bases 101 to 358 code for a protein of 85 amino acids. The record is from RefSeq and is a predicted model, not a curated record.
ACGAUGGAAACGUUGGAUAGAAGCUGGUUCGUCUGACCCUAAAUCCAGCCGCAUCGUCAGCGACUUUUGACCGAAACAUAACGCUCAUCCCUCACUCGAUAUGACUGAUACAAUGACUUUGUUGAUAAACAUGAACAGAAUUAAUACAAUGCUGUGCCUUGGUGCUGGUUGUUUACUUGAGAUAGUGCUUAGGGUGGCUUGCGGCUGCAGCUGUGGUCGUGUUGGCCGCUUAUAUUGUGAUUCCACACCACCAAUGCAGUCAUCCCUAUGUUGGCUUGUUUCUUGUAGUUUAAUCAUGCCAUUCGGUGCAGAGCCUCGUUCAGUGAAGAAACAUCCUUGUGCAGUUUGUGUUUUUUGAUGAUCCUUAUGUUUGUCGGUGACCCAACUCGCCCAAUCAU